CAUACGGGGCGGGGUGCCGCUCAGUCCGGCGCACAGCGCAGAGCGCACCGUCACCAGCUGCUCUCCCUGCACCGUCUGCCCGUCUGACUGUACAACAUGGGUCUGGAAAAGGAGAAACUGGACACGAGCAUAAUUAUGGACGAAGACGAGUUCAACAGAUCUAUAGAACCCAUUCUGUCGAAGAAGGGGAAGGUGUAUACAGCGGCGCCGGACCGAGAUCCAAACGAUAUCAACGCGCACUUGAAGGUGGGUUUUGAAGAUGUCAUCGCGGAGCCCAUCUCCUCGCACAGCUUCGACAGAGUGUGGAUAGGAAGCCAUGCCGUGUUUGAGCUGGUCAAAUUCAUCUUUUACCGCUUGCUGACCACGCUGCUCGCCGUGCCCAUGGCUUUCAUCCUCGGACUGGUCUUCGGGGUGCUCAGCUGCAUCCACAUCUGGUUGGUGAUGCCGGUGAUCCAGUGCUUCUUGAUGCUAUUACCGUCAGUCCAGGUGGUGUGGAGGAGUCUGACUGACAUGUUCAUAACGCCGCUCUUUCACAGUAUGGGAAAGAUUCUGUCCUCCAUUCAAGUGGAGACCACUGAGAACUAAUGCAGACACCUCAAUGGAGAAAGAAAUGUAGGACAGAUUGCAGUCAAAGAAAAAAGAGUGAAUGAUGCCUGUAGUGGAACACAUGAGCUCUUUAUAAAGUAAAAUAUGAAAUCCUAUUACCUAUCCUAUAUAAAAGUAUUUAUAACUGUUCAUACAUACAGUUAUAAAUAGAUAAAAAUGAGGCUUAGAAAUUAUAAUUUGCAGUGAAGUCAUCUUCAAAAUUUUCAAAAUUUUGUAACAUUAAAAAACAAUGUAUUUCUAUUUUUAUCUAGGAGCUGAUAUACGAAUAAACAAUAGGUAAACAUUACCUAGAACUAAAAUAAAAUCUUUUAAACCAAAUUUACCCCAGUUUUAGCCCAGAUGCCAUGCCAUUUAACCUGCAAACCAACAAAUGCAUGCAAAUGGUUUAGUUUAUUACUCACACCACCAUAGGGAAGUAAAUGGUUGUGAUACUGUUUGGGACUUUGUGAAAAGCUCAUGUGCACCACCAAAAAUGGAGUUGUUUUGCUGAUUGUGACCAAAGAAAAUUCUCGUCAUUCCAUUUUACUUUGUGGCUGAGAGAAUCAGUUGGAGGAGUGUAAUGUUGUUGUUAAAGCACACAUACUGCUGACUUGCUGAGAGAUGUAAUAUUUCUGCUUUUUUUAUAUAUUGUAUAUUUUGCAAAUAAUUCAGCUAUAAGUUGAAUGAACAGAAUCAGAGUAGACAGUCGGAGAGAACUUCAAAUGAAUAUUAAAUGCUAAGAUGCAGCUUGUUGCACAUUUACAGGCUUAUUUUACUGUACCUGCUGUGUUAAUUUUACAGUGCAUUGGCAAUAAUAUUGGGCAUUUGCUUUUAUAUAUGGACCUAAGCUAUACACAAUAGAGUUAAAACAAGAUUGCAUAUCAUCGGGGGGCUGGCUUUCUAAUUUAAUAUUUAUGCAACAACUAAUUUUUGAUUGGCAAACAUUGAUAUUUGGCAGUGUCUGACAGAAGAGGACUUAUAACUAACUAUAUUGUGGUGAAGGCCUACCACAUUUCGUACUGUGUUUGGUUGAAGCCUCUGUUGAGUUGAGACACUGUUACAUGCAUAUUUAAUUGAGAGGUGCUUGUUCUUUGCUACAACCCUGCUGGUUAGUGGGCAGGGUUUGGAAUACUUCUACAGGCAGAAGGAGUCAGACAGCAACAUGAUUUGUACCUUUUUUGCAGUGGCUUUGAUAAAGUUGAGUUUUAGGUACAAGCCUGUAGAGUUUGCACUUGUUAUGGGCUGUACGAUUUCAAAUAUAAACGGCGAUAAACAGAGAGAGAUCAGUGGAACAGUUAUGUAGCAGAGUGUCAGGUACACACUUAUUGUGCAUUCUGGUGAUAUUUCAUCUUUUCUACACUUUAAUUUUGCUAUAACAAGUACAAACCCACAUCCAUCAGACACAGAGCAACAUUAGGAAACUUCUGGUUUAGCUACUAGAUGUGACACUUUCAUUAGAAGCUAGUUGUCUGUGGGUUGCUGCUGGUCAGGUAGUGCACAGGUGGUUUAUCAGAGCUGAAGACGGCUAUCUGGUGCUUCUUUAAACAGGGUAAGGUUGCAGAGACCUAAUCAUCAAAUCAAAAACAAAAUAAUGAACUAAAAGCAGAUAGAAAUCUCAGUAGAGCAGCAGACUUGGGUGAUAAUUCUGAUUUGAGUUCAUCACUGCAAGUGACACCUUUUACAUGGCAGUGUAGGUAUUCAACUGAUCCAUUGUUGAUAUAAAACAUACUGAUUAAUAAAGCAUGACAGGUCAUGGCUAAAUGUACUGUGCCAGGGGCUCUCCCCAGAAAACAGACAAAAUAAAAUAUGAUUUCAGGAAGUAAAGAUGAAUUCAUUACUGUACUAAAAUAAGGUUGUCACAAAGUGGGCAUAUGAACCAACCAGCCUGUUGAAUACAGUAUAGUUUGUGUGGUCGCCCAGGAAAAGAGAGUACAUUAAGUUACAUUAUAGCUGUAAAUAACAGCUACAUUUGCCUUUUUGACAAUUACAACUUGUUACUCACUGCACUGCAUACUAGCAAGCAAACCUGCUGAACUUCUUAACCGGAACGCAGAUAAUCAGACAGAGCAUGCCGCAGAUUUUCUUUGUGAAAAAGACACUGUCUGAUGUGAUGUUUUGAUUCCAGCUGACAACUGAAGGCCAGCAGUACUGUCAGAGCUUUUUUUUAAUCCUUUCACUGAUGUGGGACUGCUGACAACCUGCAAGCCAAUAUGCUUGUGUUUAGUUUUUCAACUCUAAGAGGAAAUUCAAGGUUGUGCAAUAGUGGAAGACACAGGUGUGUGGCUAAAGCUUUUUAUCUCCUCAGCACUAAUCAACCUCAGUUCAGUCCAGCUAGUGUUCAAGAGUUAUAUAUAUAUCCAUUUUACACAAAUAAAUCAUAAUGUGACAUGGAUCUGUCUGUAAAAAUACUACUUUUAUUUGUUUGCAUUUUAUUUGCUGGAUCAUUUUUAACUGUUGCUUCGUAAUAUACUCAUUUUGGAACUUUUUAUUUAACAAGCCAAAUGUGUUCUUUGUGACCAAAAUAAAUACAUUUUUCUUCAAGGUAA
Molecule: messenger RNA, 3131 nt
Organism: Dicentrarchus labrax (European seabass)
Lineage: Eukaryota; Metazoa; Chordata; Actinopteri; Moronidae
Gene: cav2
Product: caveolin 2
Exons: 3
Coding region: 97-585 (162 amino acids)
Biological process (GO): insulin receptor signaling pathway; caveola assembly; negative regulation of endothelial cell proliferation
Cellular component (GO): perinuclear region of cytoplasm; cytoplasmic vesicle; Golgi apparatus
Molecular function (GO): protein kinase binding; molecular adaptor activity
Source: RefSeq, a predicted model, not a curated record